AUAUUACGUACACAAGAAACUUGUAGGACCUACUGAUUCAACCAAUCAGAAGGCAUGUAAUGCUUUAUAGAGAAGACAAUGGAAAAGAUACGAGGCAUUCCGAUUUGAUAUCCAAAUCGUUCCGAAGUUCAUAGCAUCGUCUGCUUGCAACUCAGAAUGCAGCAUAAUAGUAGGCCUAUAUCACCUCAGAAUGCGACUAGACCUCGGAAUACGAUGAAUUGUCCUAUGGAAUUGUAUCUCGAGUAGUUUUAAUAUUUCUACCACAAUUUUUAUCCAAUUUGCCAGCCGUUAACUGGUCGUGGGAUCAUGGCAACAGCUGCUCCACAGAUAAGAAAUUUUCAAAUAGGUCGCAUGGAACAGUCUGAUACUUUAGGAAGUGAUUACCAUGAUGCUGCUAGAAAUGGAAAUAAGAAGAAAUUAAAGAAAAUCAUUGGAAGAGGUAUUCAAAUUGAUUAUCCAAAUGACCAAGGACAGUCACCUUUGUUCAUUGCUUGCUUUGAAAAUGAACCAUCAGCUUGUGAUUUAUUGCUUAACAAUGGAGCCAAUCCAAAUGAGAGAUGUAAUGAUGGAACUACCCCUGUACACAUGGCUGCUUACUCUGGUAAUGUCAAACUUUUAUCUGACGUGUUAGCUGCAGGAGGGGAUCUGCGUUUCCAUGAUAAUUAUGGACGAACAACAAAAGACUGGGCACUCUGUCAACCAGAUCCAAAGAGAAGAAUGAAAAUGAUUGAAUUCUUGGAGAAGACAAAAUUAUUUGCAUUGACAACUUCUGGAAGAGAUAUAAGAAUGGGCAAUAAAGUGUCCAGCAAAGUACAUGUGAACAGGAACAAUUCAUUGAUGCAUAUCAUAAUGAAUAAAAUCAAAGGUGGGAUUGAUGCAAAUAUAGACCACCUAAAGAGCUCUCAUAGUAUGGGAUUUGGAAAGGUGUAUUUAGAUGGCGACUGCAGCAGUGGGUUUAUGACAAGUAUCCCAUUGAUAUCUGAGAGCUGCCUCAAACACAGUGGUGAUGGAUUAACAUUUGAAAAUGGGUCUUUCAUGGUAAUGGAAAGCAUGAUGUGGCAGUCUUCUAAAGUGACAGCCAAAAGGUUACACCGUGAGGCUGAAGCAGGAGGAGAAGUGGACUUGCUCAUUACCGAGGCAGAGUUUGUUGGGAAGUUGAGACAUCCAAAUAUUUUGCUGUUGAUGGGUGUCUGUCAAACAAACAACCUUGAUGGAUUAGUUCUGCUAUUUGAAAAUGUUGGUUUAGGAUCACUUUACUAUCAUCUGCAUGAAAAGUGUGAUCGAAUGUCAACAAACCAGAUACAUGAUAUACUGGUACAGAUAUGCAAUGGCAUCAUUUUUCUACAUGACCAGGAUUUAUUACAUUGCUACAUCACAUCACAUGCUGUUUUCCUUGUUUCAACACAUAUAGCUAAACUUGGAAACCUGGAAUAUGCUGUUGAAAGGAGAAAAAGUGAAGUUGGAAAAAAAUCCUUAGUUAUCACUAACAAACACCAGAAUGCAGCCUACAACUGGAUGUCCCCAGAGAUCAUCAGUGGGUCAUGUCCUUCUGAAGCUUCAGAUAUGUACAGCUUUUGUGCCAUCAUGUGGGAAUGUUUUGAAAAUAUGAUUCCCUGGGGGAGAUGUGAUGCAGCAGCAAUUAGACAUAAAAUGUUCAAUGAUGGAGAACAGUUGACACCCAAUUCAGGGAGGACACCACAAUUAUUUCUAACUCUUAUGGAAUAUGGUUUGCAGCUAGACCCUCUACACCGUCAGCUGAGAUUCAAUCAUAUUCGAGAUAUCUUGGGAUUGUCAACAGAAAAAGUAAAGCAGUAUAUCUCCAAUCUCUUACCAAAACAACAACCUUUCAAUGGAAACAGAGAAACCAUUACAGAACAGGAAGUUUUGAAAUCCAGGCAAAGAUCAAGUAGAGAAAAGGGGAGAGAUGGAGUAAUACAGGCAAGAGAACAAACACCUCAAUCCAGCAGAAAACCACAGCGUCCAAAAAAGCAACCAGAUGGACCUAAAGUUAAUCGACAUGAUCAAAAUCAGUCUAGUAGAAAAACAAAACAUGGAAAUGGAUGCUAUUCUGCAGAAGCAAAAGUUUCUCCAGACAACGGAUACCAAUACAAGUCACAGGAUGGUGUUUCUUUUGAUAUAAAAAAUACACAUUGGGAUUUACAAGAAGAGCAGAAUAAACAUGAAUAUUUCUACAGAGUAAAAGUCCUUCCAAAAAAAGAGAACAUAUGCAGUCAUGAGCAAGGAUAUGAACAACACCAACAAGUUUGUGAUCAGAAGCAGAUAGCAGUGGAUGAUCACCAACAACAGCAACACCACAAUGAUCUGCCAUCCUAUGAAAAACAACACUUUCAUCAAGGGUAUGAUCAGCAACAGAAACAGCAAAUGUAUAAACAACAAACAUAUGAACAGCAGCCAUAUGAAAAACAACAUCUCCAGCAAGCGUAUAAUCAACCACAUCAGCGAGAGUAUGAUCAAUGUCAUCAACACCAGCAGCAAAUGUAUGACCAAAUGAUAUGUGAUCAACAACAUGUUAAAUCACAGUAUGAUCCUGAACAUGAGUACAGAAAGGCUUCUCCUGUCAAGGGCACCAACCACCUCAUAUCCAGUGAAAGUGAGGAGUCGUGCAGUACUCAAACAAGCUCCAGUCAGGAUGCAGACCACCAACUAAAUUCGAGCCUUGCAAAGCCAUUAGCUACUAGGUUUAGUUACCUACAAAUCCAGCAGGGCAAGAGCCCAACUGGCGUUAGUGUCAAGCCUGCCAGUCAUUGCACAGCACCAUUUGAAUCAAUAGAGAAAGAAUCGGAGAAAAAACUCAGUAAUGCUGGAAGUGUGUAUGCAUUGUACAACCUGGACUGUUUUGAAGGCAAUGAGUGUACACCAAAUAGACAAUCCAUUGCUACACAAAAUCAGCAUUACAGCACUAUGCCAAGGAAGAGAAAAAGGAUGGGGAUGACUCCAGAAAUCAAGAACGAAACACAAAUGCUGUUGAAACAACCAGGAAGUGUUCGGAAUUUGGUUGACUUGUAUCAGCAUCAAGAAAGCAGUCAUAAAUUGAAGCAGGCAGUGUUGCACGGAAACAUUAAAGACUGUAUGGAUGGAGAUAGUUGUAUGUAUCCAAGAUUAGACACGCUGGAAGGCAGUAGUGAUAAAGAAAUUAACAGUCCAAACAACUGCAACAAUCAUGGAAUGGAGCAACACAAUUUUUCAGGUGGCCAGUCCAAUAGAAAAACAAGAAAAUCAUCCCCAUCUAAAAAGAACAAGGAAAUCUAUGCACCCCCUUCAUCUGUCAAUGAUGCUAUGAACAGCAGUAGUCUGACUACCAUCUCACCCUGCGAUAGUGGUACUUCUUUCUGUGACAACAGCAGUGUUGCAUCUGAACUCAUUGAGAAAUGGGUAGCAAAUGAAAUUAUAAAAGUGAGGAACUCUCUGAGUGAAGAAAUUUUUCAUGCUUUGGAUAUAAAAGAAAAUAUCACAUCAAAUGCAAGAAUGAGAAGCCCAUUAUUUGAUGAUAGUCCAUACCGUGACUCUGUUCCAUGCAAGAUGAAAGCAAAAGAAGCACUAAAAAAAGGAAAGAAGACAGAUGUGGAGGAAUUUUAUUUUGAUGAUGAGCUUAAUCAAGAUUUUGAAGAACAAAGUAACAUACAAUUACAGUCUCCAACAUCCCCACCACCAGCGUCAUAUGGACUCAAGGCGCGUAAAAGUUCCUUUAUCAUCACACCUCAAAAUUCAAAUGCAUAUGGAGAAACAAAACUUGGAGACAGAACAGCCUACAACCAAUAUCUUUGUAUAGAAAAAUGUCAGCAAGGCAUUCAACCGAGUCCAGUUACAGAGAUGCAAACUGAAAGAUUAGUUCGGGAAAGACCUGCUUAUGUCAGCACUGUUACAAUCAGUUCUAACCUUAAGGAUCCAGAACAGCAUAAUAUAACCCACACACUGACAGACCUAGAUAAUGGUGCAACAAACACUAUGUACAAAAAGUCUAUCAGAGCUUCACGCGUUGUUUCCUCACUAUUUGAACAGUGAUAGCUGUGUUUCCCAGCACUGAACAAGACUUUGGAAUGUUGUACAAUGUGACAUACUGUUUCUAAAUUUAGGUGACAUUCAGUGAGACUGAUUCUCCUUUAUGCCUGUUCAAAUGGAGUAAAGUCUAAAAGACAUGUUUAAUUGAUCUAUAUGCUGACCAAUGUUUUUCUUCCCGUGGUGUGGCUGAUAUUUUUACCCUAUUUAUCCUGUAAUAAGACCAUGGGAUAUAUUACAUUAACUUUGACUCAAAGUAGAGAGUCAAUGUAUAGCAGGUCAGUGAAAUAGCAUUUAUUGGCAUUAUGUCUGACCUAGAAUAGGGAUGAGUGGGGUAAAAUUUUGUCAGGUAUGGGCUUAUUACCAGAUAUCUACCAUGUCUUAAUUCAAUAAUUCUAAAUUAUUUUAGUAAAGCAGAAAGGCAUGUCAUAUUAAACAAACAAGUGUACUGUAGAUGUUGGAGCUAUUUUGUUUAAAUCCGAGAAAAUUGUUCUUUACUACUGAAUAUUCAAUUUAAAUGCUCCUUUUUCUUAGGAACGAACAUCAGUUUGUUCGGAUCCAGUACCUAUAUUGGUCCAUACUGUUGCUUUCUUAUACUAGACCAUAUAUAUAAUAGAUGAUUUGUCACUGUUAUCAUGUCAGAGUUACUCGGUAUCGGGCUGACCAUCACUGUGCCAUUGAAACUUUUUCAAGAACUGGAUAUGUGGUGCAGUGGUAUACAUUGCAGGUAUUCUUGGCUAGGCGAUUUGGUCGAUGUAGAUUGUGAUUUUGAGGCCCAGUCAUGGCACAAGUCAUAAAAUUGUCCUCCCUCAUCAUUUGUGUUUCUAUGUCCUAUAUACAUGAAUAUAUAACAAAGUCCAGUGACCAACGUACUAGCAGUUUUCAACCUUUUCUGAACUCUUUGGGUACCAGAGUAAAGUUUAUUUUCAAAGGACAGGUUCGUUUCGAAAUUUUUAUGUCAAUAUGCAUGUUCAUGUCUGGUCUGGUGAUCAAUUUAAUCUAUUACUUGUAUAUCAAUUACAUUUAUCAGACACCAUUUUACUAGAAAAGAAAGAGGAUCAAUCAAAAAAAAUUAUUUAAACCAAGUCUGGACAGGCCAUAAUAAAAUUUGUGCUAUUUUCCAUACUUGUUAUGAGAAUCAUAUUCACUAUGACAUCACAGACAUGCCCUUUAUCCCCAUACAAGCUAUACUAAAACUUACAAUGUGUGAAAUCAAAGUAUCCCUGUAAUCACUACAUGAAUGAAAGAAAGUUCAUCUUCAGUCUUUAUGUAAUAUAUAUACUCUUGAAAUCCUGAUAGCUGAAACUUUUUUUACCUGAUAUGCUUUCUCCAUACUUCCCUUUGGAGUUACGAAUUCAACACCAUACCUCAAUUAAUUCAUGUGGUUAUGUGAUAUAACAACUGAUAAAUUAAUGUUAUAAUGGCACAUACUGUACCAUUGCAUGCAUAUCUGUAUUUGAACCAUUUUAAAAAGUAUGGUGUAAUUGUACAAAUUUAGAAAUUAAGGCUAAGCUUACCUUUUAGUUCGUUCAUUGUCCUUUUUGGUCAAAGGGAGAUAAUCUAUCUCAAAAAAGUUUUAAUGGAAACUUGAAUAUUUUACAAUAUGAAUUUGAAAUUAGAAAUCUGAUCACUCUUGACUCAUUAAGCUUUACACCUACAUGUAUAGAAAUCAAAAUAAGUCAUUAUGUUGUAGAUUAAUUCACAUAAUAUUCUAGUAAUAGGAUAAUAAUGAACACUUAAUUUUGUUUGAUAUACAUGUAUGUUUGUUACAAAAAUUUCAUUUUUAUGUGACAAUUUUAACAUGAUGUAAACUUAUUUUGCAACUGUAAAAUUGCACAAAGUAUCCAAAAAAUUAGAAUGAUCAAUAUUUGAUCUUUUCUGUAAUUUAUCACUGUAUUGUUAAAUUUCCUUUCACUCAAUAUCUUGUGUAACUUCUGAUAACAUUUAUUAGCUGUCCUUAACUAAACUUCCUACAAAUUUAUUAUAUCUAUUUUCCUAAACUGCUGCAUGUUAAUUUAAUUUUAAAUUGUUUUUGGUGUAAUGAAUGUACAAGUAAGAAUUUCCUGCAAACACGGAGAUGUGAAUGUAUAUGUGGAUGGUUGUUCAUUUUGUAUCAGAAAGUAUUUAUUUGAGUUUUUAAAUAAUGGGACGAUAAUUGAUGCUGGACCUCAAGUAUUUAUUUUUGUGUAAAAACUUAUGCUAAUAUUUGUUAUCAGAUUCUCAUAAUUUGAUGAAUAUUUAAUACAUGGAAUGUUAUAGAAAAUUCUGCUUUGUUACUUGAUGUUAAGUUUACCCAUACCAUUUGUAUGAAUAUAUUCUUAUAAUUUUCAAAUUUAGCCUGUGAUAUAAUCAACAUAUUUCAAUCCUUAAAUAGUUAUUAAUGAUGCUGUGUUGAAAUAUUUUUGGUUUAUAAUUAUCUCAACUGUUGGUUUGUCCAUGUGUUAACAUCCUUUCAUGUAUUAGUCAAUUUUAUGUACUUUAUAGCCAUGUUUGAAUUGCAAUGCCAUCAUUUUCAAUGAAUGUAAUAUCCAAAGAUAUUUGGCACCUUGGGACAGUAUAUAUACACUGUAUGAGUAUGAUAAUGGACUUUAAUAUGUAACAAGAGUAAAGGGCCUUUAUGUACAUGUGUGUUUGUUGUAAGAAAUAUCGCAAAUUUUAAAUAAAAUGUUAAUAUUGUU
This is a messenger RNA of Pecten maximus, 6695 nucleotides long. RefSeq names its product probable serine/threonine-protein kinase DDB_G0280133. Gene Ontology annotation, biological process: protein phosphorylation; male meiotic nuclear division; mitotic spindle assembly checkpoint signaling. Bases 307 to 4023 code for a protein of 1238 amino acids. NCBI's taxonomy places the organism in Eukaryota, Metazoa, Mollusca, Bivalvia, Pectinida, Pectinidae. The record is from RefSeq and is a predicted model, not a curated record. Gene Ontology annotation, molecular function: protein kinase activity; ATP binding; protein binding. Gene Ontology annotation, cellular component: kinetochore; intercellular bridge; midbody. The transcript has 24 exons.